Acanthosepion pharaonis is the source of this 471-nucleotide messenger RNA. The record is from the annotation of a GenBank genome assembly. NCBI's taxonomy places the organism in Eukaryota, Metazoa, Mollusca, Cephalopoda, Sepiida, Sepiidae.
AUGCGCACUGCAGGCUCGCAAAGAUACAAUCUAUCUAUCUAUCUAUCUAUCUAUCUAUCUAUCACUGUCUGUUCAUAUUUAAGCCUAUAUCUAUCUAUCUAUCUAUCUAUCUAUCUAUCUAUCUAUCUAUCUAUCAUUGUUUGUUUAUAUCUAAGCCUAUUCAUAUCUAUCUAUCUAUCUAUCUAUCUAUCUAUCAUUGUUUGUUUAUAUCUAAGCCUAUUCAUAUCUAUCUAUCUAUCUAUCUAUCUAUCUAUCUAUCUAUCUAUCUAUCAUUGUCUGUUUAUAUCUAAGCCUAUUUAUAUCUAUCUAUCUAUCUAUCUAUCUAUCUAUCUAUCUAUCUAUCCACGUUUAUUAUAUUUUAAUAAUACAGUUAUCGCAGAUAAGACUCAAUAUUUCUCAACUCUUAUAUAUCCUAAAGAAGACCCGAGUUUUAUAGGCAACAGGAUCACACCUAAUUUUAAUUUAAAAUAA